AUUAUCAUACAUUACGCAGGCAACUCGAUUGCCUCUGUGAGAUGCACAUCAUUGUAUUGUGUAUUUUCGAUCAAUACUCUAAAAAUUUUUUAUGAUUUGAAAUAAUCCAUGAAUGUGAAACAUUUAAAUCGAAGGAUAAACGGUGUGUUACCUGGUCAAUUAUUAUUCUGCUCUACUAAUUUUUUGUGGCAGGAAUCUAACUGAGGUGAACCACUCCCAACUAGAUGUCACUAGCUUUUCAGAAUUGCAAUCGAUAAUCGUCUCCAUGUUAACACUCCAAAUAGGAUGUUCGGCAAUCAAAUUAAGUUUGGCCUGUUGUUGAUUCUGUUAAUUGGUUUGAGAUUGGGUCGUCCUAGAGUGUUAACAAGGAGAAGCAUUUCUGACGAAUCUGUGACUAGAUACUUGACCGAGAGAAUUUGUGUUUGGAACGAAGUAUGCAAGGAAGAAUUUCAGAUUCAUUUCAAAUGUAAAUGUCCAGAGUUCUUCUUUUGUAGGGCACCAGGAAGGUAUUACAAUGCAUUUUGUUCAAUGACUGGCACAGGAUACAUCUGGAUGCAGCCUAGUUUCCAAGCUGCAGAUAUUUGAAUAGAGCAAUAUUUUUUUAUAUUCUGUAUUAUGUUCUCGCAGAAAAUGGAAGUGUAUUAAUAAAGAAUUGUAUCGA
This is a messenger RNA of Harmonia axyridis, 661 nucleotides long. RefSeq lists its product as uncharacterized. The transcript is spliced from 3 exons. Lineage: Eukaryota; Metazoa; Arthropoda; Insecta; Coleoptera; Coccinellidae. The coding region runs from base 286 to 585 and encodes 99 amino acids. The record is from RefSeq and is a predicted model, not a curated record.